Cydia pomonella (codling moth) is the source of this 1926-nucleotide messenger RNA. RefSeq lists its product as uncharacterized. The record is from RefSeq and is a predicted model, not a curated record. The transcript is spliced from 5 exons. Lineage: Eukaryota; Metazoa; Arthropoda; Insecta; Lepidoptera; Tortricidae. Bases 478 to 1380 code for a protein of 300 amino acids.
UACCCCGCGCGCGCCCUCCGCCGCCAGUUUCACACAAGUGGGGAACCAGAAAACAACCUCUUAGAGUACAAGCAAGGAUCUUCGUCGGCGUACGCCAUGGAAACGUUAAAUUUAAAACCGUUAAGUAAGUGUCAAGAGUGGUCUCCGGAUGCGCAGGGAGCGGAGACCACCGAGGUCCGCGAGGCGGGCCUCGUCGCGUCCACCUCGUCCGAGGAGCGCCUCCUGCGCCGCGUCGUGGGCCGCUGGGGCGCCGAGUGGUUGAGCUGACUCGGCACAGGGCCUAAGAACGCCGGUCCACAAUGGCCGGCCGAACACCCCCUGCCGCCGCCGCGCUGGGGGGCCGCGCGCCCGGCGCUCCACCUCACCCUCCACCAAUACGAGGACCUGGUGGCGAAGGCCGAGGCGCUGAUAAGCCGAAUCGUCGUCUCAGAAAACUAUGACUCCGUUAAUAAUUUCCUGUCUCUUUACGACGCCUAUAUGGCUGCUCCGGAUCAGUAUCUUGAAGAGUUCUUCCCGAAGUACAAUCCUCCGAUCAGAGCGCAUAAGCAUACUUGUGUCGGUCUCGGGAUGGAAGUCAUCAAGCGUUUGAAAGUUUUAGAGAAGGACUUCCCCGGUAUCAGCAAGUCUAUGAUGUUGAUAUCUUGCGAUGAGAAUAUCCAGGACUUGGUGGACUACACCACCUCGUUCCCUGGACCUCAAGGGUUCCUGAUCGAGACUGAGAAGGACCACGUGAUGGCCGCUAUCCACGUGAAGAUCGACGGCAGACCGGGUAUAUUCCUGUCAGAUCUGGGUUACCACAUCUCCCGUGUCGUCACUGCUAUGGCUGAUCGUUGCUAUCCACAUACUGGCUGGUUCACGCAGUCGGACGAGCCCCAUUGCCGCAAGGACUACAACUACCAGUUCAACCUGCAGAACCCCAACUAUGUGGAGUGGCACGAGCGGGAGACCAGGGGCGACAAGACCAAGGCCCAGGUGUCGCUCAUGUAUGUCGCCAAGCCGUAUCUGACGGCUGUUGAGGUCACGGAGAAGAGGAACUUGGUGUGGGAUCUUAGGAGUCUUCUAGCCAGGGAUCCCAAGGGCCGUCUGACCGCCGGUAUCUACUUCCCUCUGAAGCCCAAGACCCAGGAGUUCACCAUGUUCUUCGAUAGCAACAACGGCAAGCAGAGGAAGAAGCUCAAAUUCCAAACCUUCUUGGAGCUUCAGAAGAUCCCCGACGAAGUGGUAGAAGAAGUGGACGAGUGCAACGAGCAGCUCCGUCUCAAGGACGGUGAGCUCCUUUCCAUCCUCAAACGACUGGCCACCGUCGUCACCGACGAGGAGUACAUGGCUGAAGUCCUGGCUGUUAACAACAAGAUCGUACAGCUGUCUGCUGGACAGUAAACAUACUGGCCGUUUAGAAAAAAAAAGAACAUCUGGUCACAAGUCUCAAUGCGCUGGCCGUCAAGAAAUUAAAAAAAAAUAACCGACUACAAGUAGGAAGAGAUCUGAACAGUAAAAUCACUGGUUGGAAAAUUAAGAACGUGCGGUAUUACCAACAUGUUUUGUUUUUCUUGAGCCGUUGUUUGCAACAUAAACUGCAGAAAGAACAUCUGAAGUCAGUCAUCAAGAAGUUUGAAAUCUGCUCCGUCCGGAAAAGCUAUGCUUCCAUUUUACCACAAAAUUUUCGAAUAUUUAUGCUUCCACAUUGCGAACAUUUUAAAAACAAAAUUUAGUAUAUGUCAAUUAUAUCAGCGGCCUUAUAGCAAUACCAAUGUUGUAGAGAGAUUCUCUAAAUUCAAUAUUUUAUUAGAUAUGUACUAAUGUUCAUUAGUUUCAUUAGAUUCUUAUUCAUUUAGAGACCAUUAGGGGUAUGUAGUUACUAGUGUUUAGUAGUGAGACGUGUAAAACGAUAAGGCUUAUCGGAAAAUAAAAUUAUAAAAAAUUUAA